CGCACAGCCUUCUGGGUUAUGUGGUUCCUGCCUGUUUUUCCGCGUGGAGGCGGGGCCAUUACCGGUCUCCAUGGCAACGGCUAAGCACCGCCCCGCUGGACGCCUGGAAAUGGAGUAGGGCAGCUGCCGCGGGUUUCCAAGAGCUCCACGGCACUGGUUGAGUCGCCCGGCAGGUUGUCCCGCGUUGGGGAUUCCCAGUUCCUGGCGCCCACCUAAGCAGCCCUGGAGACUAAACCCUGCAGGUGUGAAAGCAGAAACUGCGGAGGUUCCAGAAGGCAACACCAGUGUUCCCGAAAGUGGAGCCAGCGCCACGCGUCUGCAGGGUCUCCAUACCCAGCCUUCGUCCCUGCGGUGCCCGGAGGCUUUGCGCGCAUUUUGCAUUCGGGAAGACAGGUCCUGAGUGCGACCGUCACCCAGCGGAAGUGUGAGGGUUCGGCCCAGCGGCAGGGCUAGCCCUGGCGCCUCCUGUUAUGGCCCUGCCCAGCCCACAGGUUCCAAUGGGGUUGCCAGCGUCGCUGAUGGGCCCGGCGCAGCAUACCUGUUGGCCCUGUGGCUCAGCUGUCCCGACAUUGAAGAGCCUGGUAACCUUUGAAGAUGUGGCUGUAUAUUUCUCCCAGGAGGAGUGGGAGCUCCUUGAUGCAGCCCAGAGGCACCUGUACCACAGAGUGAUGCUGGAAAACCUUGAGCUUGUGACCUCACUUGGUUGUUGGCAUGGAGUAGAGGGUGAGGAGGCCCAUCCCAAGCAGAAUGUUUCUGUAGAAGUGUUACAGGUCAGGAUCCCUAAUGCAGAUCCUUCCACCAAGAAAGCUAACUCCUGUGACAUGUGUGGGCCAUUCUUGAAAGACAUUUUGCACCUGGCUGAGCAUCAGGGAACACACUCUGAGGAGAAACCCUACACAUGUGGAGCAUGUGGGAGAGACUUUUGGUUGAAUGCAAACCUUCACCAGCACCAGAAGGAGCAUAGUGGAGGGAAGCCCUUUAGAUGGUACAAGGACAGGGACGCACUUUUGAAGAGCUCUAAAGUCCACCUGUCAGAGAACCCCUUCACUUGCAGGGAAGGUGGGAAGGUCAUCCUGGGCAGCUGUGACCUCCUCCAGCUUCAAGCUGUUGACAGCGGGCAGAAGCCAUAUUCCAAUCUUGGGCAGCUUCCAGAAGUCUGUACCACACAGAAACUCUUCGAGUGCAGCAACUGUGGAAAAGCCUUCCUGAAGAGCUCCACUCUCCUCAACCAUCUGAGAACUCACUCUGAAGAGAUACCAUUUACAUGCCCAACAGAUGGAAAUUUCUUAGAGGAGAAAUCAAUCCUUGGUAAUCAAAAAUUUCACACUGGGGAAAUACCCCAUGUGUGUAAGGAGUGUGGGAAGGCCUUUAGUCACUCAUCUAAGCUGAGGAAGCACCAGAAAUUUCACACUGAAGUAAAAUAUUAUGAGUGCAUUGCAUGUGGGAAAACCUUCAACCACAAACUCACAUUUGUUCAUCAUCAGAGAAUUCACUCAGGAGAAAGACCUUAUGAGUGCAGUGAAUGUGGGAAAGCAUUCAGUAACAGAUCACACCUCAUUCGGCAUGAGAAAGUUCACACUGGAGAAAGGCCUUUUGAGUGCCUGAAAUGUGGAAGAGCCUUCAGCCAAAGCUCCAAUUUCCUUCGGCAUCAGAAAGUUCACACACAGGUAAGACCUUAUGGGUGCAGUCAAUGUGGUAAAUCCUUCAGCCGAAGCUCUGCUCUCAUUCAGCACUGGAGAGUUCACACUGGAGAAAGACCGUAUGAAUGCAGUGAGUGUGGAAGAGCUUUUAACAAUAACUCCAACCUUGCUCAGCACCAGAAAGUUCACACUGGAGAACGGCCUUUUGAGUGCAGUGAAUGUGGAAGAGACUUCAGCCAAAGCUCCCAUCUCCUUCGACAUCAGAAAGUUCACACUGGAGAACGGCCUUUUGAAUGCAGUGAUUGUGGUAAAGCCUUCGGUAAUAGCUCCACCCUCAUCCAGCACCAGAAAGUACAUACUGGGCAAAGGCCUUAUGAGUGCAGCGAAUGUAGGAAAUCCUUCAGCCGCAGCUCCAGCCUGAUUCAGCACUGGAGAAUUCACACUGGAGAAAAGCCUUAUGAGUGUAGUGAGUGUGGGAAAGCCUUUGCUCACAGCUCCACUCUCAUUGAACACUGGAGAGUUCACACAAAAGAAAGGCCUUAUGAGUGCAAUGAAUGUGGGAAAUUCUUUAGCCAAAACUCCAUUCUCAUUAAGCAUCAGAAAGUUCAUACUGGAGAAAAGCCUUAUAAAUGCAGUGAAUGUGGGAAAUUCUUUAGCCGAAAAUCUAGUCUUAUUUGUCACUGGAGAGUUCACACUGGAGAAAGGCCUUAUGAAUGCAGUGAAUGUGGGAGAGCCUUUAGCAGUAACUCCCACCUGGUUCGUCAUCAGAGAGUUCACACACAAGAAAGGCCCUAUGAGUGCAUCCAGUGUGGAAAAGCCUUUAGUGAAAGAUCUACACUUGUUCGGCACCAGAAAGUUCACACCAGAGAAAGGACUUAUGAGUGUAGCCAGUGUGGGAAACUCUUCAGCCAUCUUUGUAACCUUGCACAGCAUAAAAAGAUUCAUACCUGAGUAGAGCCUUAUGGAAGUGGUCUUUGUGAGAAAAUCUUCAGCCAAGUCAAACUUCAUGCAGCAGAAUCCCCAUACCAGAAAAAUUACCUACAUGUACUGCUAAUGUGGAAAAGCCUUCAGAAGCUACUCUGUUUCUGACCAGCCCAGGAACCUUUGCAGGGCCAUCUCACCCAUGCAGCAUAAGGCAAAAGCCAUAGUCACUUUCCAUCUUGCCUGGAUCCAAAAGGUUUGCAGCAGUCCUGUCCUCAUGCAUGGGGAAAACUGUACCCUGAGCCUUCCUUCCUGUGUCCUCUAGGGAUUCAGGACUGUCCUCAGCUCAAUGGAAUGGUUUAAUUCCCAUUGCCUCUGAGAGGGUUAGGCAGUGAACUGAACCGAUGCUGGUUGAGGGGCCUUGAGGGAAAUCUAAUUUGAGCUCAGGAAGAUGCACAUUCCUUGUGGAUGUGGUCAAGUCUGUGUUUAACCCCUAAGAUGUGUCCAUUGAGACCACAAAUCACCCUCCACUGGAAUCACCUACCUUGCCUGCACUAACUGGUGAUAAUAAAGACCUUAUUGAUCAGGUCA
Molecule: messenger RNA, 3152 nt
Organism: Pongo pygmaeus (Bornean orangutan)
Lineage: Eukaryota; Metazoa; Chordata; Mammalia; Primates; Hominidae
Gene: ZNF132
Product: zinc finger protein 132
Exons: 4
Coding region: 471-2591 (706 amino acids)
Biological process (GO): regulation of DNA-templated transcription
Source: RefSeq, a predicted model, not a curated record